AUGCCGGCCGAUGAUCCAAGGUUGCAAGGCAAGGAGCUGAACCUCUCGCUGUCCGUGCAUGCCUUUGUGGCCCCAGCUGCGGGGCAGGAGCAGUCGAACGUGAGCCUGAGCUACUUCUUCCGCAACAACCUGGACAUGUCGACAGGUUCGUCCAUGAUGGAUAGCACGAGGGACAUGGCAGAGCUCAGCACGUGGCUGCAACAGACCAGGAGGUCAGAAACCCUCCAGUCCCCCAGCUCACAGCAUGACGACUCAGCUCUGGCUCACGAGGCUUUGAACAUGUCUGACAUGCUCUCGAGGUUGAAACAGAGCCACUCGGACUCGCUGGGUCGGACGGGCGAGCUGGAGGCGCAAGUCAUGAAUGGAUGCAAGAUGCUCGACGAUCUCAAGAGAAGGAUCGAAGGGCAGAAGCGAAUCUGCGCAAACCUGAAGCAGACGCUGUCUCAGUGGGAGGAGAACCUGUCAAAGACUACGUCGACUGACUUGCAGCGAGGAAACGAUCUGUUGCCGAAGCACAACAUCGAGUUCUCCAGCAGGAAGUGGCUGGAGCAAGAUGAAGGAGUUCUCAUCAGCGCCUCUCUUUGCAAUGGUCAUGUUGCCAGUAAACCUCAAAAUCAAGACGCGAAAGGUGCCAUGACCUCGAAAGAUAGCCGGGUUGCAAAGACGGACCAGGAAAGAUGGAUUCAAGAACAAAACUCCAUGACCGAGUACGUGAGAUGGCUAGCUUCUAAAGUUUAUGAGAAACCUCCGUCACCUCCUUCGCAACACAAAGCCAAAGGCCAAAGCAGAGAGAGUAUUGUACAUUCUCUGUCGAUCUUCCUGCAAGAACGACAAGCUCAACGCUGCAAGUCGCUUGCCUUCGAUCAGUGGAGUGAAUGGCACAGGCACGAAGCCUUUCUGCGUGUUGUGCUCUACAAGAUUCAGACCAGAGCUCGCGCGAGGCUUCUGCGCCUGGCUCUCGACGCGCUCGGUGGCUACAAGGAAGAAGCCGAGCAUGAAGUUGGCUGGUCGGCUGGUACCGAACUUGGAUGGAGCCUCCUGGGCUUGCGGUCGCUGACUCACUGGCGGAGUCUGACGACGUGGCGCCGACAGAGCGCGAGCGUGAGGAGGAGGCUGGUGCUGGUGCGGCAGAGACGGAUGAUGACGCAGUCGUUCAGGAGGUGGGAGGCCUGGAUGGAGGAAGAGAGGGAGAGGAGGAGCCUUCUUGACGCUAGGGCUUCUCGCUUCUCUCAGUCGAUUCUCAGAGACGUCUUGGCGAGAUGGAGAUCAAGUGAAGAAGACGGGAAGCGAUCAAUCGACCUCUCGGCUGCCGAACGCUGCUUGCAGAUGGCGUUUUCAUUGCAGAACAGUUGCUUCCAACGCUGGUGCUCGCUAUGCCAGAACAAGCUCAGGAUGAACACGUCGUUCUCUCGCCUCCUCGAGAAGCUGAAGCUCCAGGCCCUCGCGCUGGCCUUCGACCGUUGGACGGGAGAGACUCGCUUUCUCCACGACUUCUCCGAGAGCUACGCGAAGGCUGCUUCCCCUCGCACCCCCGACCUGAGCAGGCUGUCAAACCUCGAAGCCUCUCCCAUCUCCGACACUCGUUCCAUCCCCCGCUACAUCCCCGGCAUAGGAUUCGUCGGGAGCUCGCGGACCCACGUGCCUCCCUUGAGCUUCGCCAACAUGUCGAGGUGA
Guillardia theta CCMP2712 is the source of this 1674-nucleotide messenger RNA. RefSeq lists its product as hypothetical. Lineage: Eukaryota; Cryptophyceae; Pyrenomonadales; Geminigeraceae. The transcript has a single exon. Bases 1 to 1674 code for a protein of 557 amino acids. The record is from RefSeq and is a predicted model, not a curated record.